Messenger RNA from Microplitis mediator, 1815 nucleotides. Its product is annotated as general odorant-binding protein 56d-like. Bases 113 to 523 code for a protein of 136 amino acids. The transcript has 5 exons. The record is from RefSeq and is a predicted model, not a curated record. NCBI's taxonomy places the organism in Eukaryota, Metazoa, Arthropoda, Insecta, Hymenoptera, Braconidae. Gene Ontology annotation, molecular function: odorant binding. Gene Ontology annotation, biological process: sensory perception of smell.
CAGAUUUACAAUAUAUUCAAUCGUCAUCAUAUAAUAGAUAUAAUUUUCUCAGCUCAUUUAUUCAGUAACUUGUAAGCUUUUGCGCUGAUUUACAUUUACACGACAACCAAAGAUGAAAAUAUUGGCUGUUAUAUUCGCUGUUUGCUUUGUUGGUGCUCUAGCCCAGCUCAAUGAAGACGAAGAAGCAGCUAAAGUUAACGAAUACAGAGCAGUUUGUGCAAAUGAAACUGGUUUUAAUGACGACAACGUUUCCAAUAUUCCGGUUGGCAACUGGAUAACGUACGGCCCUAAAAUACAGUGUUACUACUCUUGCUUAAUGAAAAAAAUGAAAAUUAUGAAUGAGGAUGGAACAGUGAACGAAGAGAAAACUCGCACGAGGAUGGCCGACCAAUUUCCAGCAGACAAAAUUGACGCCGUUAUUACGAAAUGCAAAGACUUGAAGGGCGCUAAUAUGUGCGAGACCAUAAUGAUGAUACUGAAGUGUUACGAUGAUGAAAAAGCCUUAAUCGGCCAUCUGAAAUGAGCGCUUGAUUAAUUCCUUUUUUCUUUAUGUGACUACACAAUUCUGUUAAUUACACCGGCACACAAAAAAAAAUAAGUUCUCUGUACUUUUGACGGGACCGAUUUAUUCCCAUGUAUUUUGACCCGCUGAAUCCGAAUCCGAGGUCCGUUUAACCCGUACACCCUCAGAUUUUUAGAAAACUUUAAAAAACCUCAAAAAUACACAAAAAUCGACCGUUUUUUAAAUUUAUAAAUUUUUUUAACCCUAACUAAGCAUGAUUUUUAUGUAUUUCGGUCCUCCACAUACUAACCUGAAGUUUAUUUAAAACAUUAGCCAUUUAAAGUUUGAGUAAAUUCCAAAAAACCCCCCAAAAUUGCAAAAAAGCAAAAAAAUUCUUAGUGUUGUGAUGAAAAAAAUUUUUUGAAGCAUAUUAAAAUUUUUUUAUGUUUUAGGCCAAAAUAUUUUUUAUAUAUAUAUCACAGAUCGAACAAUAUGAUUUCUUUUAUUUAUUUCGAUUUAAAAAAUGAUUUUUGUUAUACCAAAUUUUAUUUUUUUCGAUUUUUUGGGAAUUUUUGCCAUUUAUUUAAAAUUUUAGAGAUGUCUGAGCCAUGGAUGUUCGAGAAUUAUAUGUGACAGAUAAACAUACAUGAAAAUAAUUAUUUAUUUAGCCCUAUAAAAUUUUUUUCAUCACAAUACUAAGAAUUUUUUUGCUUUUUUGCAAUUUUUUGGGGUUUUUUGGAAUUUACUCAAACUUUAAAUGGCUAAUGUUUUAAAUAAACUUCAGGUUAGUAUGUGGAGGACCGAAAUACAUAAAAAUCAUGCUUAGUUAGGGUUAAAAAAAUUUAUAAAUUUAAAAAACGGUCGAUUUUUGUGUGUUUUUGGGGUUUUUUAAAGUUUUCUAAAAAUCUGAGGGUGUACGGGUUAAACGGACUUCGGAUUCGGAUUCAGUGGGUCAAAAUACAUGGGAAUAAAUCGGUCCCGUCAAAAGUACAGAGAACUUAUUUUUUUUUGUGUGCCGGUGUUAUUUAUGUCUACUGUACAUCUUUAUUUUUUAUUAAUUCUUUAAAACAUCAGUUAAUAAUAAAUGACUACACAGAAAAAACAGAUAUCUUGAGUCAAGAAAAUAUUUUUGAAGACAAACGUUUUCGGGAACCAAGUCAAGAUUUUCUUGAGCCAAGAGAAUUCGUUUUGGUCGGAGAAGAUUUCUACUUUAUCUGAGAAAAUUUAGGUCUCCAAAAAAAUUUUCUUGAAUCAAGAAUAUUUACCUUCAGUCAAGAAUUUUUUUUUUUCUGUGUAGAUACUUUUUCUUUAAA